AUGACGCAGAAAGAUACAUUUUUUGAUAGAACAAAAGCAAGCCAAAUUAUAUCAACUAUUUUAGCAGGAACAGAUAUUACUACUGAAAUUGAAUUGCCUCCACCUGCAAUUUGGAAAGCACAAGUUAUGCCUCAUAGAACAUUUCGUUUCAAUGAAUGUGUUUGUACACCCUACAAUGCAGAUUUUGAUGGUGAUGAAAUGAACUUACAUCUUCCACAAACUGAUGAAGCAAGAGCUGAAGCUCUUGUUUUAAUGGGAGUAAGUAGAUACAUAAUUUAUUUAUAUCCUGUUGCUUUGUGGACCGGAAAACAGAUAUUCAGUUUAAUUUUACGACCAAGUAAAUGUUAUCCAAUACUUGCAAAUUUACGCGCUAAAGGAAAAUCAUAUACAUCAAAUGAAGAACUUUGCAUAAAUGAUUCUUUUGUUCUGAUACGAAACAGUGAGCUAUUGGCUGGUGCCAUGGAUAAAGGAACAUUAGGAUCUGGAUCUAAAAAUAACAUAUUUUACAUACUUUUAAGAGACUAUGGAGAAAGAUAUGCUGCUGAUGCUAUGUGGAGAUUAGCAAGAAUUACUUCAUAUUUUCUUGCAAAUCGUGGCUUUUCAAUUGGAAUUGGAGAUGUAACUCCUGGUGUUGGACUUUUAAAAGCAAAACAUAAUCUGCUUGAUGCUGGUUAUGCUAAAUGUGAUGAAUACAUUCAAAAUUUAAAAGAAGGCAAAUUACAAGCACAGCCAGGAUGUACAGAAGAAGAAACUUUAGAGGCUGUAAUUUUAAAAGAAUUAUCAGUGAUUCGAGAUCAUGCUGGUAAAUCUUGUCUGAAGGAAUUACCAAAAAGUAACAGUCCAUUGAUUAUGGCUCUUUGUGGAUCUAAAGGAUCAUUUAUUAACAUCAGUCAAAUGAUUGCAUGUGUAGGACAACAGGCCAUAAGUGGACAUCGUGUUCCAAAUGGGUUUGAAGAUCGUUCCUUGCCACACUUUGAUCGUCACUCAAAAUCACCAGCUGCAAAAGGUUUUGUUCAAAAUAGUUUUUAUAGUGGUUUAACACCAACAGAAUUUUUUUUUCAUACAAUGGGAGGAAGAGAAGGAUUGGUUGAUACAGCAGUAAAGACAGCAGAAACAGGAUAUAUGCAGAGACGUCUUGUAAAAUCAUUAGAAGAUUUAUGCUCACACUAUGAUAUGACAGUUCGAAAUUCUAUUGGUGAUAUUGUACAGUUUGUUUAUGGUGGGGAUGGUCUUGAUCCAGCUGCUAUGGAAGGAAAGGACAAACCUGUAGAUUUUCGACGUGUUUUAGAAUUAGUAAAAGUAUACCUUGACUUACGUCGUUUCGAGUUACGUCGUUGGAAAAAUCCAUCUGUACUGGUGUUGGUUUUUGAUGUAACCAACGAAAUAUCUUUCAAUUCUUGUUCAAAAUGGUUGAAGAAAUUUCACUCAGCUACUUCUUCUAAAGCUAAUGCAAUUCCAGUACAAGGAAUACUGGCAAAAGUUGUUAUAGAUUACAUUUCAGAUAUGGAGAGUCUUGCAAAGAUGUCAGAAUUAGACCAACAAGAAGAUUAUGUCACUUCAUGUGCAGAAAAACUUGAACAAGUUAGAAGAAAAUUUGGAAUAGAUAAAAUGAAAAAUCCCAAACCAGUGUUCAAGCAAUUGGAAAGAAUUACAGUAACACAACUUCAAAAAUUUUUUGAUAUAUGUAAGGAGAAGUAUUUAAGAGCAAUGUUAGAACCAGGUACAGCUGUUGGAGCUGUUUGUGCACAAAGUAUAGGUGAACCAGCUACUCAGAUGACUUUAAAAACGUUUCAUUUUGCCGGUGUAGCCUCUAUGAAUAUCACUCAGGGUGUUCCACGUAUAAAAGAAAUUAUUAAUGCAAAUCACAUAAUUAGCACUCCUGUUAUUACUGCUGCUCUAGAAGUUGAUAAUGAUCCUGAAGUAGCACGACAAGUAAAGGGACGUAUUGAAAAAACUUUGCUUGGUGAGGUAUCAGAAUAUAUGGAAGAAGUGUUCUUACCUGAUGAUUGUUUUAUGUUAAUAAAAUUAGAUCUGGAUAGGAUACGAUUAUUAAAGUUAGAAGUCAAUGCUGAAACUAUACGAUAUUCUAUCUGCACUUCAAAAUUGAAAGUGAAGCAAGAAAAUGUAUCAAUAAUUGGUGAUUCAAUUUUAACUGUGAAACCAUCCGAAACAGCAAAAAGUUCAAUAUAUUAUGUUUUGCAGACAUUAAAAGAGCAACUCCCAUCUGUAAUUAUUAAAGGUCUGCCUACUGUAUCUCGUGCUGUGAUACACAUUGAUGAUUCAAAAGGAAAACCUUGUUAUAAAUUAUUAGUUGAGGGAGAUGGCCUUAGAUCUGUAUUAACUACUCCUGGAGUAAAAGGAAUAGAGACAACUUCUAAUAAUACUUGUGAAGUAGAAAAGACUCUUGGGAUUGAAGCUGCAAGGUAAACUUUACUAACAAUUAAAAAUAUUAACCAAGUAUGGUUAUUUAUAAGUUCUGGAAGCAAGGAUCGUACAGAAGAUCAGGUAGUGUAA
This is a messenger RNA of Centruroides sculpturatus (bark scorpion), 2514 nucleotides long. Its product is annotated as DNA-directed RNA polymerase III subunit RPC1-like. Gene Ontology annotation, molecular function: DNA-directed RNA polymerase activity; DNA binding. The transcript has 23 exons. Gene Ontology annotation, biological process: DNA-templated transcription. The record is from RefSeq and is a predicted model, not a curated record. NCBI's taxonomy places the organism in Eukaryota, Metazoa, Arthropoda, Arachnida, Scorpiones, Buthidae.